AUGGGAGGGAAAAACAUCACCAAAUUCACUGAGGAGGGUGCGGGGGUGUGGGGGUCCGGGAGUGUGGGUCGUGUGGGGGUCUUUGGGGUCUGGGGGUCUGUGGAGUGUGUGGGGUGUGGGGGGUAUGAGGAGUGUGGGGGUCCUUGGGGUGUGGGGGGUAUGUGGAGUGUGGGUGGAACACCCUCUUCAGAAUCCUCUCCAAACCUUUCUUCGGACCUCUUCAGACCUACCACUACCCCCCUUCAGAACCCCUUCUUCAGACCUCCUCCUACCCCCCUUCAGGCCCCCUCUUCGGACCCCUCCUACCCCCUCUUCACCCCCUCCUACCCCUCUUCACCCCCUCCUACCCCCUCCAUCCCCAUUCCUUCUUCAACAGAGCCCCUUCUUGUGGCGCGCGUGGAUGAGGGCGAGGAUGAGGGCGUGGAUGAGGGCGUGGAUGAGGGAGUGGAUGAGGGCGGCCACUUCGUUAUUUAUCUUCGCUCCCCUGUCAGCUCCCCUGAUAGCUCCCCUGUCAGCUCCCCUGUCAGCUCCCCUGUCAGCUCCGAUGUCAGCUCUCCUGAUAGCUCCCCCGAUAGCUUCCCUGUCAGCUCCCCUGAUAGCUCUCCUGUCAGCUCCCCUGUCAGCUCCCCUGUCAGCUCCCCUGUCAGCUCCGAUGUCAGCUCCCCUGUCAGCUCUCCUGAUAGCUCCCCCGAUAGCUUCCCUGUCAGCUCCCCUGAUAGCUCCCCUGUCAGCUCCACGGUCAGCUCCCCUGAUAGCUCCCUUGUCAGCUCCCCUGUCAGCUCCCCCGAUAGCUCCACUGAUAGCUCCCCUGUCAGCUCCCCUGAUAGCUCUUCUGUUAGCUCCAAUGAUAGCUCCCCUGUCAGCUCCCCUGAUAUCUCUCCUGUCAGCUCCCCUGAUAGCUGCCCUGUCAGCUCCCCUGAUAGCUCCCCUGUCAGCUCCCCGGUCAGCUCCCCUGAUAGCUCCCCUGUCAGCUCCCCGGUCAGCUCCCUUGUCAGCUCCCCUGUCAGCUCCCCUGUCAGCUCCCCUGUCAGCUCUCCUGUCAGCUCCCCUGUCAGCUCUCCUCUCCCUGUCAGCUCCCCUGAUCAGCUCCCUGUCAGCUCCCCUGUCAGCUCUCCUGAUAGCUCCCUGUCAGUUCCCCUGUCAGCUCCUGAUAGCUCUCCUGUCAGCUCCCCUGAUAGCUCCCUGAUAGCUCUCCUGUCAGCUCCCCUGUCAGCUCUCCUCUCCCCCUGUCAGCUCCCCUGUCAGCUCCCGGUCAGCUCCCUGAUCUCCCUGUCAGCUCCCCUGUCAGCUCCCCUGAUUGCUCCCCUGAUCAGCUCCCUUGAUCAGCUCCCUGUCAGCUCCCUGAUAGCUCCCGAUAGCUCCCCUGUCAGCUCCCCUGUCAGCUCCCUGUCAGCUCCCUCUCCCUGUCAGCUCCCUGUCAGCUCUCCUGUCAGCUCCCUGUCAGCUCUCCUGUCAGCUCCCCAUGUCAGCUCUCCUGAUAGCUCCCUGUCAGUUCCCCUGUCAGCCCUGAUAGCUCUGAUAGCUCCCCUGAUAGCUCCCCUGUCAGCUCCCCUGAUCAGCUCUCCUGUCAGCUCCCCUGUCAGCUCCCUCUCCCCUGAUAGCUCUUCUGUCAGCUCCCCGGUCAGCUCCCUGUCAGCUCCCCUGAUAGCUCCCUCUCCCCUGUCAGCUCCCUGUCAGCUCCCUGAUCAGCUCUCCUGUCAGCUCCCUGUCAGCUCCCCGAUAGCUCCACUGUCAGCUCCCCUGUCAGCUCCCUGUCAGCUCUCCAUGUCAGCUCCUGAUAGCUCCCUGUCAGCUCCCCUGUCAGCUCCCCUGAUAGCUCCCCUGAUCAGCUCUCCUGUCAGCUCUCCUGUCAGCUCCCUGUCAGCUCCCCUGAUCAGCUCUCCUGUCAGCUCCCAUGUCAGCUCUCCUGAUAGCUCCCUGUCAGUUCCCUCUCCCAUGUCAGCUCUCCUGAUAGCUCCCUGUCAGUUCCCUGUCAGCUCCCCUGAUAGCUCCCUGAUAGCUCCCCUGAUCAGCUCCCCUGUCAGCUCCCCUGAUAGCUCUCCUGUCAGCUCCCUGUCAGCUCUCCUGUCAGCUCCCAUGUCAGCUCUCCUGAUAGCUCCCUGUCAGUUCCCUUGUCAGCUCCCUGUCAGCUCCCCUGAUAGCUCCCCUGUCAGCUCCCUGUCAGCUCCCCUGAUAGCUCCCUCUCCCCGGUCAGCUCCCCUGUCAGCUCCCCUGUCAGCUCCCUGUCAGCUCCCCGAUAGCUCCCCUGUCAGCUCCCCUGAUAGCUCUCCUGUCAGCUCCCCUGUCAGCUCUCCUGUCAGCUCCCCUUCUCCCCUGUCAGCUCUCCUGAUAGCUCCCCUGUCAGCUCCCUGUCAGCUCCCUGAUAGCUCCCUCCCUGUCAGCUCCCCUGUCAGCUCCCUGUCAGCUCCCCUGUCAGCUCCCUGUCAGCUCCCGAUGCUCCAGAUAGCUCCCUGUCAGCUCCCCUGUCAGCUCCUGUCAGCUCCCCUGAUAGCUCCCCUGUCAGCUCCCCUGAUAGCUCCCCUGUCAGCUCCCCUGUCAGCUCCCGCUCUUGAUCAGCUCCUUGUCAGCUCCCUGUCAGCUCCCCUGUCAGCUCUCCUGAUAGCUCCCUGUCAGCUCCCUGAUAGCUCCCUGUCAGCUCCCCUGUCAGCUCCCCUGAUCAGCUCCCCUGUCAGCUCCCCUGAUAGCUCCCUGUCAGCUCCCCCCUGUCAGCUCCCCUGUCAGCUCUCCUGUCAGCUCCCCUGUCAGCUCCCGGUCAGCUCCCUGUCAGCUCUCCUGAUAGCUCCCCUCUCUCCUGUCAGCUCCCCGAUAGCUGUCAGCUCCCCUGAUCAGCUCUCCUGUCAGCUCCCCUGUCAGCUCUCCUGUCAGCUCCCAUCUCCCCUGAUAGCUCUCCUGUCAGCUCCCCUGUCAGCUCUCCUGUCAGCUCCCAUUUCAGCUCUCCUGAUAGCUCCCCUAUCCCCUGAUAGCUCCCCUGUCAGCUCCCCUGUCAGCUCUCCUGAUAGCUCCCCUGUCAGCUCCCCGGUCAGCUCCCUUGUCAGCUCCCCUGUCAGCUCCCCUGUCAGCUCCCCUGUCAGCUCUCCUGUCAGCUCCCCCGAUAGCUCCCCUGUCAGCUCCCCUGAUAGCUCUCCUGUCAGCUCCCCUGUCAGCUCUCCUGUCAGCUCCCAUUUCAGCUCUCCUGAUAGCUCCCCUGUCAGUUCCCUUGUCAGCUCCCCUGUCAGCUCCCCUGAUAGCUCCCCUGUCAGCUCCCCUGUCAGAUCCCCUGAUAGCUCCCCUGUCAGCUCCCCUGUCAGCUCUCCUGAUAGCUCCCCUGUCAGCUCUCCUGAUCGCUCCCCCGAUAGCUUCCCUGUCAGCUCCCCUGAUAGCUCCCCUGUCAGCUCCACGGUCAGCUCCCCUGAUACUCCCCUGUCAGCUCCCCUGAUAGCUCUCCUGUCAGCUCCCCUGUCAGCUCUCCUGUCAGCUCCCAUUUCAGCUCUCCUGAUAGCUCCCCUGUCAGUUCCCUUGUCAGCUCCCCUGUCAGCUCCCCUGAUAGCUCCCCUCUCCCCCGAUAGCUCCACUGAUAGCUCCCCUGUCAGCUCCCCUGAUAGCUCUUCUGUCGGCUCCCCUGAUAGCUCCCCUGAUAGCUCUCCUGUCAGCUCCCCUGAUAGCUCCCCGGUCAGCUCCCCUGAUAGCUCUCCUGUCAGCUCCCCCGAUAGCUCCCUUGUCAGCUCCCCUGAUAGCUCCCCUGACAGCUCCCAUGUCAGCUCUCCUGAUAGCUCCCCUGUCAGCUCCCCGGUCAGCUCCAUUGUCAGCUCCCCUGUCAGCUCCCCUGAUAGCUCCCCUGUCAGCUCUCCUGUCAGCUCCCCUGUCAGCUCUCCUCUCCUUGUCAGCUCCCCUGUCAGCUCCCUGAUAGCUCCUGAUAGCUCCCUUGUCAGCUCCCCCGAUAGCUCCCUGAUAGCUCCCUGUCAGCUCCUCCCUGAUAGCUCCCUUGUCAGCUCUCCUGAUAGCUCCCCUGUCAGUUCCCCUGUCAGCUCCCCUGAUAGCUCCCCCGAUAGCUCCCCUCUCCCUGUCAGCUCCCCUGUCAGAUCCCCUGAUAGCUCCCCUGUCAGCUCCCCUGUCAGCUCUCCUGAUAGCUCCCCUGUCAGCUCUCCUGAUAGCUCCCCCGAUAGCUUCCCUGUCAGCUCCCCUGAUAGCUCCCCUGUCAGCUCCACGGUCAGCUCCCCUGAUAGCUCCCUUGUCAGCUCCCCUGUCAGCUCCCCCGAUAGCUCCACUGAUAGCUCCCCUGUCAGCUCCCCUGAUAGCUCUUCUGUCGGCUCCCCUGAUAGCUCCCCUGAUAGCUCCCCUGAUAGCUCUCAUGUCAGCUCCCCUCCCCGUCAGCUCCUGAUAGCUCUCCUCUCCCCGGUCAGCUCCCUUGUCAGCUCCCCUGUCAGCUCCCCUGUCAGCUCUCCUGUCAGCUCCCCUGUCAGCUCUCCUGUCAGCUCCCAUGUCAGCUCUCCUGAUAGCUCCCCUGUCAGUUCCCCUGUCAGCUCCCCUGAUAGCUCUCCUGUCAGCUCCCCCGAUAGCUCUUCUGUCGGCUCCCCUGAUAGCUCCCCUGAUAGCUCCCCUGAUAGCUCUCAUGUCAGCUCCCCUGAUAGCUCCCCGCUCCCCGGUCAGCUCCCUUGUCAGCUCCCCUGUCAGCUCCCCUGUCAGCUCUCCUGUCAGCUCCCCUGUCAGCUCUCCUGUCAGCUCCCAUCUCCCCUGAUAGCUCUCCUGUCAGCUCCCCCGAUAGCUCCCUUGUCAGCUCCCCUGAUAGCUCCCCUGACAGCUCCCAUGUCAGCUCUCCUGAUAGCUCCCCUGUCAGCUCCCCGGUCAGCUCCAUUGUCAGCUCCACUGUCAGCUCCCCUGAUAGCUCCCCUGUCAGCUCUCCUGUCAGCUCCCCUGUCAGCUCUCCUAUCCCCUGAUAGCUCCCCUGUCAGCUCCCCUGUCAGCUCUCCUGAUAGCUCCCCUGUCAGCUCUCCUGAUAGCUCCCCCGAUAGCUUCCCUGUCAGCUCCCCUGAUAGCUCCCCUGUCAGCUCCACGGUCAGCUCCCCUGAUAGCUCCCUUGUCAGCUCCCCUGUCAGCUCCCCCGAUAGCUCCACUGAUAGCUCCCCUGUCAGCUCCCCUGAUAGCUCUUCUGUCGGCUCCCCUGAUAGCUCCCCUGAUAGCUCCCCUGAUAGCUCUCAUGUCAGAUCCCCUGAUAGCUCCCCGGUCAGCUCCCCUGAUAGCUCUCCUGUCAGCUCCCCCGAUAGCUCCCUUGUCAGCUCCCCUGAUAGCUCCCCUGUCAGCUCCCCGGUCAGCUCCCUUGUCAGCUCCCCUGUCAGCUCCCCUGUCAGCUCUCCUGUCAGCUCCCCUGUCAGCUCUCCUUUCAGCUCCCAUGUCAGCUCUCCUGAUAGCUCCCAUGUCAGUUCCCCUGUCAGCUCCCCUGAUAGCUCUCCUGUCAGCUCCCCCGAUAGCUCCCCUCUCCCCGGGUCAGCUCCCUUGUCAGCUUCCCUGUCAGCUCCCCUGAUAGCUCUCCUGUCAGCUCCCCCGAUAGCUCCCCUAUCCCCUGAUAGCUCCCCUGUCAGCUCCCCUGUCAGCUCUCCUGAUAGCUCCCCUGUCAGCUCUCCUGAUAUCUCCCCUGUCAGCUCCACGGUCAGCUCCACGGUCAGCUCCCCUGAUAGCUCCCUUGUCAGCUCCCCUGUCAGCUCCACUGAUAGCUCUUCUGUCGGCUCCCCUGAUAGCUCCCCUGAUAGCUCCCCUGAUAGCUCUCCUGUCAGCUCCCCUGAUAGCUCCCCGCUCCCCGAUAGCUCCCUGAUAGCUCCCUGUCAGCUCCCAUGUCAGCUCCCUGUCAGCUCCCCUGAUAGCUCCCCUGUCAGCUCCCGCUCCCCUGAUAGCUCCCUUGUCAGCUCUCCUGAUAGCUCCCCUGUCAGCUCUCCUGAUAGCUCCCCCGAUAGCUUCACUGUCAGCUCCCCUGAUAGCUCCCUUGUCAGCUCCCCUGUCAGCUCCCCCGAUAGCUCCACUGAUAGCUCCCCGGUCAGCUCCCCCGAUAGCUCCCUUGUCAGCUCCCCUGUCAGCUCCCCUGAUAGCUCCCCUGAUAGCUCCCUUGUCAGCUCCCCGGUCAGCUCCCCCGAUAACUCCCCUGAUAGCUCCCCUGUCAGCUCCCAUGUCAGCUCCCCUGUCAGCUCCCCUGAUAGCUGCCCUGUCAGCUCCCCUGAUAGCUCCCCUGUCAGCUCCCCGGUCAGCUCCCUUGUCAGCUCUCCUGUCAGCUCCCAUCUCCCUGAUAGCUCUCCUGUCAGCUCCCCUGUCAGCUCUCCUGUCAGCUCCCAUGUCAGCUCUCCUGAUAGCUCCCCUGUCAGUUCCCUUGUCAGCUCCCUCUCCACGGUCAGCUCCCCUGAUAGCUCCCUUGUCAGCUCCCCUGUCAGCUCCACUGAUAGCUCUUCUGUCGGCUCCCCUGAUAGCUCCCCUGAUAGCUCCCCUGAUAGCUCCCUUGUCAGCUCCCCGGUCAGCUCCCCCGAUAACUCCCCUGAUAGCUCCCCUGUCAGCUCCCAUGUCAGCUCCCCUGUCAGCUCCCCUGAUAGCUGCCCUGUCAGCUCCCCUGAUAGCUCCCCUGUCAGCUCCCCGGUCAGCUCCCUUGUCAGCUCUCCUGUCAGCUCCCAUGUCAGCUCUCCUGAUAGCUCCCCUGUCAGUUCCCCUGUCAGCUCCCCUGAUAGCUCUCCUGUCAGCUCCCCCGAUACUCCACGGUCAGCUCCCCUGAUAGCUCCCUUGUCAGCUCCCCUGUCAGCUCCACUGAUAGCUCUUCUGUCGGCUCCCCUGAUAGCUCCCCUGAUAGCUCCCCUGAUAGCUCUCCUGUCAGCUCCCCUGAUAGCUCCCCGCUCCCUGAUAGCUCCCUUGUCAGCUCCCUGUCAGCUCCCCGAUAGCUCCCUGAUAGCUCCUGUCAGCUCCCAUGUCAGCUCCCCUGUCAGCUCCCUGUCAGCUCCCCUGAUAGCUCCCUGUCAGCUCCCGCUCCCUUGUCAGCUCCCCGAUAGCUCCCUGAUAGCUCCCCUGUCAGCUCCCCUGAUAGCUCCCUUAUCCCCUGAUAGCUCCCCUGUCAGCUCCCCUGUCAGCUCUCCUGAUAGCUCCCCUGUCAGCUCUCCUGAUAGCUCCCCCGAUAGCUUCACUGUCAGCUCCCCUGAUAGCUCCCCUGUCAGCUCCACGGUCAGCUCCCCUGAUAGCUCCCUUGUCAGCUCCCCUGUCAGCUCCCCCGAUAGCUCCACUGAUAGCUCCCCUGUCAGCUCCCCUGAUAGCUCUUCUGUCGGCUCCCCUGAUAGCUCCCCUGAUAGCUCUCCUGUCAGCUCCCCUGAUAGCUCCCCGGUCAGCUCCCCUGAUAGCUCUCCUGUCAGCUCCCCCGAUAGCUCCCUUGUCAGCUCCCCUGAUAGCUCCCCUGACAGCUCCCAUGUCAGCUCUCCUGAUAGCUCCACUGUCAGCUCCCCGGUCAGCUCCCUUGUCAGCUCCCCUGUCAGCUCCCCUGAUAGCUCCCCUGUCAGCUCUCCUGUCAGCUCCCCUGUCACUCCCCUGUCAGCUCCCCUGAUAGCUCCCCGCUCAGCUCCCCGGUCAGCUCCCCCGAUAGCUCCCUUGUCAGCUCCCCUGUCAGAUCCCCUGAUAGCUCCCCUGAUAGCUCCCUUAUCCCCUGAUAGCUCCCCUGUCAGCUCCCCUGUCAGCUCUCCUGAUAGCUCCCCUGUCAGCUCUCCUGAUAGCUCCCCCGAUAGCUUCCCUGUCAGCUCCCCUGAUAGCUCCCUGUCAGCUCCACGGUCAGCUCCCCUGAUAGCUCCCUUGUCAGCUCCCCUGUCAGCUCCCCCGAUAGCUCCACUGAUAGCUCCCCUGUCAGCUCCCCGGUCAGCUCCCUUGUCAGCUCCCCUGUCAGCUCCCCUGUCAGCUCCCCUGUCAGCUCUCCUGUCAGCUCCCCUGUCAGCUCUCCUCUCCCCUGUCAGCUCUCCUGAUAGCUCCCCUGUCAGCUCUCCUGAUAGCUCCCCCGAUAGCUUCCCUGUCAGCUCCCCUGAUAGCUCCCCUGUCAGCUCCACGGUCAGCUCCCCUGAUAGCUCCCUUGUCAGCUCCCCUGUCAGCUCCCCCGAUAGCUCCACUGAUAGCUCCCCGCUCCCUGUCAGCUCCCUGAUCUCCCCGGUCAGCUCCCCUGAUAGCUCUCCUGUCAGCUCCCCCGAUAGCUCCCUUGUCAGCUCCUCUGAUAGCUCCCCUGUCAGCUCCCCUGAUAGCUCCCUUGUCAGCUCCCCUGAUAGCUCCCCUGUCAGCUCCCCGGUCAGCUCCCCCGAUAGCUCCCUUGUCAGCUCCCCUGUCAGCUCCCCUGAUAGCUCCCUGAUAGCUCCUUGUCAGCUCCUCUCUCCUGAUAGCUCCCCUGUCAGUUCCCUUGUCAGCUCCCCUGUCAGCUCCCCUGAUAGCUCCUGUCAGCUCCCUCUCCCUGUCAGCUCCACGGUCAGCUCCCCUGAUAGCUCCCUUGUCAGCUCCCCUGUCAGCUCCCCCGAUAGCUCCACUGAUAGCUCUUCUGUCGGCUCCCCUGAUAGCUCCCCUGAUAGCUCCCCUGAUAGCUCUCCUGUCAGCUCCCCUUAUAGCUCCCCGGUCAGCACCCCUGAUAGCUCUCCUGUCAGCUCCCCCGAUAGCUCCCUUGUCAGCUCCCCUGAUAGCUCCCCUGUCAGCUCCCCUGAUAGCUCCCUUGUCAGCUCCCCUGAUAGCUCCCCUCUCCUUGUCAGCUCCCCGAUAGCUCCCCUGAUAGCUCCCCUGUCAGCUCCCCCGAUAGCUCCCUUCUCUCCUGAUAGCUCCCCUGUCAGCUCUCCUGAUAGCUCCCGUCAGCUCCCCUGUCAGCUCCCCUGUCAGAUCCCGUCAGCUCUCCUGAUAGCUCCCGUCAGCUCCCCUGUCGGCUCCCCUGUCAGAUCCCCUGUCAGCUCCCCUGUCAGCUCUCCUGAUAGCUCCCCUGUCAGCUCCGAUGUCAGAUCUCCUGUCAGCUCCCCUGUCAGCUCCCCUGUCAGCUCCCCUGAUAGCUCCCCGGUCAGCUCCCUGGUCAGAUCCCCUGUCAGCUCCCCUGAUAGCUCCCUUGUCAGCUCCCCUGUCAGCUCCCCCGAUAGCUCCCUUGUCAGCUCUCCUGUCAGCGCCCCUGAUAGCUCCCCCGCCAGCUCUCCUGAUAGCUCCCCUGAUAGCUCCCCUGAUAGCUCUCCUGUCAGCUCCCCUGACAGCUCCCCUGAUAGCUCCCCUGUCAGCUCCCCUGUCAGCUCCCCUGAUAGCUCCCUUGUCAGCUCCCCUGUCAGCUCCCCCGAUAGCUCCCCAGAUAGCUCACCCGAUAGCUCCCUUGUCAGCUCCCCUGUCAGCUCCCCCGAUAGCUCCCCUGUCAGCUCCCGGGUCAGCUCCCCUGAUAGCUCCCUUGUCAGAUCCCCUGUCAGCUCCCCGGUCAGCUCCCCUGAUAGCUCCCCUGUCAGCUCUCCUUAUAGCUCCCCUGUCAGCUCUCCUUAUAGCUCCCCUGUCAGCUCCCCUGAUAGUUCCCCUGAUAGCUCCCGUCAGCUCUCCUGA
Oncorhynchus nerka (sockeye salmon) is the source of this 9519-nucleotide messenger RNA. RefSeq lists its product as uncharacterized. NCBI's taxonomy places the organism in Eukaryota, Metazoa, Chordata, Actinopteri, Salmoniformes, Salmonidae. The coding region runs from base 1 to 9519 and encodes 3172 amino acids. The record is from RefSeq and is a predicted model, not a curated record. The transcript is spliced from 43 exons.